CGUCCCCACAAGGUGCUGGGCAGACCAGACGUGGGGGCGUGUAAGAAGUGACGGCGCCUUGAAGGAGAGGUGACAAACAACAAGGUCUAACACGGCGGGGGUUGGCAAGGCAUCGCACAUCGCACAUUGAUAUCGCUGAGACCGCUUAAAUGUCCGGUGAUUCUGGAGAAAGCGGCGUGAUGGACGCCUCCAAGGGGACGCAGCCUUGCAGCGAUGAACCGUCGAGCAGCGGGAGGGACCAGUCGACAGAAGUAGCUAGGCCAUCGCACUUGAAGUCGAAACCGGUGGUGGUGAUAGUGAUUGGGAUGGCUGGAAGUGGGAAGACCACAUUGAUGCAGAGGAUGAAUGCCUACCUACAUCAGACCCGGGGGCGUGGGUAUGUGAUCAAUCUGGAUCCGGCUGUGUCGAGCUUGCCAUUUGGAGCAAACAUUGACAUCCGCGACACGGUCGACUACAAGAAUGUGAUGAAGGAGUACAAGCUGGGACCCAAUGGUGGAAUUCUCACAGCUUUAAAUCUCUUCUCUACCAAGUUCGACGAGGUUAUGAACCUGGUGGAGAGGCGAGCCUCCGAGCUCGACUAUGUGCUUGUGGACACUCCUGGGCAGAUUGAGAUAUUCACUUGGUCGGCAUCCGGAGCCAUUGUGACUGAAGCCUUUGCAUCGACUUUCCCAACUGUCAUUGCCUAUGUGGUGGACACCCCCCGGUCGACCAGCCCGGUCACAUUCAUGAGCAAUAUGCUUUAUGCGUGUGGUAUCUUGUACAAGGCAAGGCUACCAUUGAUUCUGGCCUUCAACAAAGCUGACGUUGCCCGCCAUGAUUUCGCAUUGGAGUGGAUGGAGGAUUUUGAAGCAUUCCAGGCCUCUGUCGAGAGUGAUGCGUCGUACACAUCCAAUCUCAGCCGCAGUCUGGCAUUGGUGCUGGAUGAGUUCUAUCAAAACCUCAGCAGUGUUGGGGUCUCCGCUGUGACCGGCCUAGGGAUGGAGGACUUGUUUCAGGCUGUCGAGAAGGGGGCAGAGGACUACAUGAGCAAUUACAGGUUCUUCUUUGGCUCUGCAGGAGGGGUGGGGUCUCGGGUUCUCCCUGCGGGGUCUGGGGAUCACGUGCCGUCAGAUGUUUUAUGGUGAAGGCACAUCUUGACAGCCCAUGUUUCUUUGUAAUACCAAAGAGAAAUGUAGUGCGCUUUUUUGUGACUGAUUGUGGUGCUCGUCAAUCCGGGUCACUGCUCAGAGUGUUCUAUUCUAUGCUCAUGGGUUUCUGCACAACUUCGCUCUGGACCGUUUUUUUUUUUUUUUUUUUUUUUUUGAUAAGAACAACAAUGACCUGGAGAUAUGGUUGUCGAACUGGCCAACCCCAGGUUAGCAUUUUACACCUACCGGUAGUUCUCUGGACUUGAACCCGGAUUUGUAUUUCAACAGCUCAUGGGUGUACCAACUGAGCUAGGCCCAUUUGUACGCCAGACCUCCCUUUUCUCUGACAAUGCUUUGCUUUUGUGCUUUGGAAAAUUUUGGAUAGGGGUCUUGCUGCACUACUCUCGACAUGUACAAAAGACAAAAAACAUGGCGGUGUAUCUCUCUUUCCAUGUUCUAGCGGAAAAAUUCACUCCCGUUCUGCACAUGUCGAGAUCAGUGGAGGUAGGCCCUAGAUGUGGUGACACAUACGGAUGCACAAGCGGAGAUUCUUCUGGAUGCCUCCUGUUCUCUCUUUUUUUUUUUUUUUUUUUUUUUUUUUUCCGAUAACGGCCCCGUCAGUGUUAGUGCUGCUGAUAGGAGCAGACAGCAGAUGCCUUCUUUUCUCAACUUGCGUGUUGGGAAUUUCACUUUGACAAGAAUUCCUCUCUAGCGAGGCUUGGGAGUAUUUUCGUCUGUGCAGCGCGUUUGCUUUCUUUUGUUGUUCCUUUUUUUUUUGUGAUUGGCCAAUUUUUUUUCCCAUGCUCAGUAUUAAAAAG
Chara braunii is the source of this 1945-nucleotide messenger RNA. Lineage: Eukaryota; Viridiplantae; Streptophyta; Charophyceae; Charales; Characeae. The record is from the annotation of a GenBank genome assembly.